AUGGGCGCCGAGUCAUUAACCGCCCUCCGCGCGGACAACGACUAUAACUACGCUUACUCGAACUACUAUCCUUCUGGAUCACGCCACGACCAUCGAGGAUCAUUCCAGAACAUUGAUGACAGCAAUAACAAGACCUGCUAUAAUAACAGCAAUGGGUCCUCCGAAUCAUGGUCCUUAAAACGAUUGUUGAGCCGACAUGGGAAGCGCAGAUACCGGGUGUUGGAGCGGGAGCCGAAUCGAUUGCGGAAACGGGGGACUUGA
Molecule: messenger RNA, 261 nt
Organism: Aspergillus chevalieri
Lineage: Eukaryota; Fungi; Ascomycota; Eurotiomycetes; Eurotiales; Aspergillaceae
Exons: 1
Coding region: 1-261 (86 amino acids)
Source: RefSeq, a predicted model, not a curated record